Molecule: messenger RNA, 2629 nt
Organism: Sphaeramia orbicularis (orbiculate cardinalfish)
Lineage: Eukaryota; Metazoa; Chordata; Actinopteri; Kurtiformes; Apogonidae
Product: extracellular calcium-sensing receptor-like
Biological process (GO): G protein-coupled receptor signaling pathway
Cellular component (GO): plasma membrane
Molecular function (GO): G protein-coupled receptor activity
Source: RefSeq, a predicted model, not a curated record
AUGGGUUGGAUCACUGUUAUUUUACUGACUCUAGUGGCAGGGACAAAAUCAGAAAAUGAGACAUGCAGAGUGAUCGGGCAGACGGGGUUCAUGGAAUUUUCAAAAGAAGGCGAUCUUAUCAUAGGGGGUGUCUUCUCUAUAAGCAGCACUCGCAAGCUCGUAAACAAUGACUAUCAAGCUCUGCCGUAUGCAUACUGCAAAAAGUGGAAUGAGAGGGAGCUGAGGUUUGUCCGAACGGUGAGGUUUACUGUGGAGGAGAUUAACAGAGACACUAAACUCCUUCCUGGUGCGACUCUGGGCUACAGGCUGUACAACGGCUGCGGGAGUGAAAACCUGAUACGAGCUGCCGUAGAAGCCGUAAACGGAGGGAAUGCGACCAGCUGCAAAGGUCAGAUCCAGGCUCUUCUAGGUCACUCAUCCUCUGGAGUUAGUGAAGACAUCAACCUCAUCCUCAGCCCUCUAUCCAUUCUACAUGUCAGCCACCUCUCAACCUGUGCAUGUUUGAGUGAUAAAAGAUUGUACCCCACUUUUUACCGAACUGUGCCAAGUGAUACCUUUCAAAUCCUCGGCCUGGUGCAGCUCAUGAAAUACUUUGACUGGCGCUGGGUGGGGAUUAUUUACACGAAGGGACUGUACGCAGAGGAAGGCGUUGAUAAAUUCAUAAAGGUAGCGAUCGAAGAGGACAUAUGUGUUGAAUACGCUGUGAAAUUCUACAAAACCAAGAAUUGGAACACUGUUAUAAACACACUGACAGCGUCCACUGCCAAGGUCGUCCUGUUGUUCAUGUCUUUAUCUUACACCAAAUCAUUUCUCUCAAAAAUGGAUGAUUAUAACAUCACAGGAAAGCAGUGGGUGGGCAGCGAAGCUUGGAUUACACAAACAGAUCUGGCUUCUGUUGAAAGAAAGCACAUUUUACAGGGAGCGCUGGGUUUCGCCCUCCCUCAGGCCUCCAUCCCUGGUCUUGGAGAGUACUUGCUAAAGUUGAAACCAGCCGAUGAACCGCAGAGCACCACAGUCAGAGCUUUAUGGGAGCAUUUCUUUGACUGCAGCUUCACUCCCUCUAACACCUCUGCUAUGUGUAACGGCACAGAGGACCUCAGGACGAUCUCCAGUGAAUACACAGAUGUGACACAUUUCAGGACUGAGAUUAAUGUGUACAAAGCUGUGUACUCUGUGGCAUAUGCACUGCAUGCACUUUUGCAGUGUAGAAAUGGAUCAAACCCCACCACAGGAAAGCCCUGUGUUAGCAAAGACAAGGUUAAGCCUAAGCAUGUGCUGGAACACAUUAAAUAUGUGAAUUUUACAACACCGAAUGGGGCUAAAGUUUUCUUUGAUGAAAAUGGAGACUCGUUUGGCCGCUAUGAUUUAGUGAACUGGCAGAUGAAAGAAGACGGCUCUGUUGAGAUAGUAAACAUAGGCCUAUAUGAUACCUCAUUACCAGAUGGAGACAAAUUUCAACUUUUAGACACCAACAUAAUAUGGGGUGGAAACAAUCAAAAGGUGCCAAGGUCUGUGUGCAGAGAACCCUGCCCACCAGGGAGUCGUAAAGCCAUAAACAAGCGUAAGCCGGUGUGCUGCUUUGACUGUUUCGAGUGCCCAGAGGGAAUGAUAAGUAAUCAGACAGAUUCUCCGGACUGCAUGUUUUGUCCUCCUGAAUUCUGGCCGAAUGAAAAAAAAGACCAGUGUCUUCCAAAACCUACUGAGUACCUCUCCUAUAAAGAGAUCAUGGGGACAGUGUUGACUGCAUUUAGUUGUAUCGGGGUGUUUCUAUCUCUUUUGAUUUUGAUUAUUUUUAUGACACACAAAGAGACUCCCAUUGUAAAAGCCAACAACUCUGAGCUAAGCUUUCUGCUGCUGUUCUCAUUAAAGCUGUGUUUCCUGUGUUCUCUGACCUUCAUCGGACGUCCAUCUCAGUGGUCCUGCAUGCUCCGUCACACAGCUUUCGGCAUCACCUUUGUCCUCUGCAUCUCUUGUGUUCUUGGUAAAACUAUAGUGGUGUUAAUGGCCUUCAGGGCUACACUUCCUGGCAGUAGAGAUGAAAUGGUUUGGGCCUCUUCAGCAGAGACUCAGUGUUCUUAUGUUCAUCUGGUUCAGAUUUUGAUUUGCAUACUUUGGUUAAGUACUAAACCGCCAUUCCCAAAAAUGAAUAUGAUGUACUAUAAUGAUAAAAUCAUUCUAGAGUGUGCUCUGGGUUCAGCUAUAGGAUUCUGGGCUGUUUUAGGAUACAUAGGACUUCUCGCUGUCUUAUGUUUUAUACUUGCUUUUCUUGCUAGAAAACUGCCUGAUAGUUUCAAUGAAGCCAAAUUAAUCACCUUCAGCAUGCUCAUAUUCUGUGCAGUCUGGAUCGCCUUCAUCCCUGCAUAUGUCAGCUCUCCUGGGAAGUUCACUGUAGCUGUAGAAAUAUUCGCCAUCCUGGCCUCCAGCUAUGGUUUACUAAUAUGCAUAUUUGUUCCAAAAUGCCAUAUUAUCAUCUUUAGACCAGAACAGAACUCUAGAAAGCACAUGAGGGUGAAAAUACAAGCCAGAACUCUAUAAUAUAUAAUUUAGAGUGGCUUUUCUGAACAAAUAUCUAGAAGCUAUUGGUCUGGCAGAUAUUGAAAAACACCAGUCUUUAAAUUUUUUCACCUUA